AGUGUGAGGGAAGGGAGCAGAGCUGCGUUAUUUUAGGGAGACCUUGUCGCACUCCCCCUCCCGCGUGUAGGUAGCGUCUGGGGUGUGUGCGGGCCCCAUGGAGAGACGCUGGCGGUGGCUGCGGUGGCAGCUGGGGCUCCUAUCGCGGCUGCAGCCGGCAGUAACCCGACCCCGCCGGCGCAGGGACUGAAGAGGCGCAAGGGAAAGCGGCGAGCUGCGAACAAAAGCCCUCGGCGCGGAGCCCGAGGCCGGGACCUGCGAGACUCCACAAAAGGACGGGGCUCAGCCAUGGUGGAUCCCGUGCCUGAAGAGGAAAAGGCGGGAGCCGAGCCCGGAGGCUCAGGAGGGGACGGAGCCGCCGCGUCCGUGCCCCCUGACGCCCAGGGCGCCCAGCAGCCCGCAGCCUCUUCGGCCUCGGCCUCCGCGGCGGUGCCCUGCAAGGUUGAAGUCCCGUGCGCAGCAGAAGGCGGGCGGCGGGAACAGUCCCCGCUGCUGCACCUCGAUCUCUUCAAUUUCGACUGUCCAGAGGCUGAGGGCAGCCGCUACGUGCUGACCAGCCCCCGCUCGCUAGAGGCCUGCGCCCGCUGCGCCGUCAAGCCAGUGGAGCUGCUGCCACGGGCCCUGGCGGACCUGGUGCGCGAGGCCCCCGGCCGCUCCAUGCGAGUGGCCACAGGCCUGUACGAGGCCUACGAGGCGGAGCGGCGCGCCAAGCUGCAGCAGUGCCGGGCCGAGCGCGAGCGCAUCGUGCGCGAGGAGAAGCGGCGCCUCUUCACGCCACUGGGCUCCGCGGCGGCCGCGGCCUCGGCCCCCAGCGCAGGCAGCAGCAGCAGCUGCAGCAGCGCCAGUCUCCCGGCCUCGCCCGCGCCGCGUGCGGCCCGCAAGGCCUCCUCCAGUCCUUCUCCCGCCCGGACCCAACCUCCGCCCCCGGGUUCGCGGGCAAGUAGGAAGAGCCACUCGCUAGACUCACUGUCCCGCCGGCGCGAGGGCACUCUCAGCUCGGAGUCUGGCGCGUCAUCGUCGUCCUACAGCGGAGAGAGCCUGCGGGAGCUGCGCUGGCCGCCACGGGCCCCAGCCAGAAACAGCUGCCCGGCGGGGUCCGCAUCCUUCGCCCCCAACCCCCUGGGCCGCCCGGCCGCCCUGGCCCUGGUUCCGCUCACCGGCCGCAGCUUCAGUCUCGGAGACCUGAGCCACUCGCCGCAGACAGCUCAGCAGGUGGAGCGCAUCGUGCGCCAAGUACGCGCCGAACGGGGCCUGCGCGGUGUGCCGGAGCGCGACCGGAAGAUCGCGGCGCUGAUGCUGGCUCGGCACCAGGAGGAGCGCUUGUUGCUGGAGCAGCGUGCCGCGGCCCACGGCCAGUGGGAGCAGCAGCGCGUGCGCGCCGAGCAGCGGCGGGAACGGGAGGAGCGCGAGAAGCAGCGCGCCCUGGAGCAGGGCCGCCGGGCCUGGGCCGCGCAGGUGGAGGAGCGGCGCGGCCGCCGGGGCCGCGAGGAGCGCGAGGCGGCGCGGCGGCGACAGCGGCAGUGCGAGCGCAGCGAGGAGCGGCGGCGGGAGCUGGCCGAGCGCCAGGGCCUGCUGCGGCGGGAGCGGGCGGAGCGCGCGGCCCGGGAGGACCGACUGCGCAAGCUGCAGCAGGAGCAGAACCUGAAGCAGCGGGAGGAGGGCCUGCAAGAAGGGCGCGAGCGGGCCGAGCAGGUCCGCAGGGAGCGCGCCCAGCGCGCUGUCCGCACGAAGCAGCAGCAGGAGGGCCAGCUGCAGCGGGAGAAGCGGGAGCUGAGCCGGGCCGAGCGGGCGCGCCACGAGGCGCUGCUGCAAGGCCGGGCCCGGCAGGAGCACGAGGAGCGAGAGGGCCUGCGGAGCUCCCUGGAGGCCAGUUUGGGCCGCGCGCAGGAGAACUACGAGCAGUUGGUGGAGCAGCGCACUCGGGAGCUGCGGGAGCGGGCCCGGCGGGAGGAGCUGCAGGGUCGGCGGGCCAAGGCGGCGGCCGAGCGCAAAGAGCGGGAGCAUCAGGCGCACCUGGAGGCGCUAGCUCGGGCCGGAGAACGGCGGCUGCAGCACGCGGCGCAGGCGGCCGAGGAGGCAGUGCUGCAGAAGGCGCGGCGCGUGGGCCAGAGCCGAUUGGAGAAGGAGCGGGCACAGCGCGCCAACAAGGAGAAGGUGGAGAGGGACGAAGACUGCCGCCGGCGGGAGCUGCUCCAAGCCAUCGGGCGCAAGCUGGAGCGCAGCGAGCAGCUGACCCGGGAGCGGCGUAGCGCACUGGAGAGCGCCCGCUCCACUGCCCGGGCCUCCUUCCACGUGCGCGAGAAGGUGCGAGAAGAGACCAACACUCGCUCCUUCGACCGCAUGGUGCGGGAGGCCCAGCUGCACGCCAGCCUGGAUCGAAAAUGACCGCCGCUCUGCGCUGGCCAGACUACCAUUCUCAGCCCCCAGGGGCCUCCCUUACCCACUUUGACCAGACUGUGGGAGUCCCCCGUCGGGACACAGCGCCUGGCCUCACCAGGCUUCUGACCAAUGAGACAUCGAGAGGAUAGACGUUCGAGACCUGUCAGUGUGCCACCUUUGUUUUUAAAAACUGACUUCGUUUGGAGAUGGCAUAGCUCAAUCUGACCACGUCCACCCCUUGUGGCUCCCGCAGCCGGCCCUUGCCAAGCUUUCCUGUGUGUCUUUUGUGUUGGAACAGAAAAGAGCUGGGAGAAAGGGGCUGGGUCUGGACUGGGGGGAGGGCCCCCCUCGGAGAGAGAGUAGAGGUGAUUGCCCCCUUCUGCCGGGGUCACCCCAGACGCCUUUCACUUAUUGGUGUCUGAGACGACCGCGGUCACCGCAGCUCCGGAGGCAUCUCCCUGGCUCACCUCCGUCUCUUACAAUAUGGCAAGUUGCACAAAGCUCGGAGGCCUCGCAGAAAAGCACAGCCCUUCCAAGAUGUUAGGGCACACCCAAGUGACCCGAAAAGCUAUUGAUUUUUGUACGCUUGGCUUUUGAUCUGCCACUUGAGCAAAUUCCGGUCUUAGUUCUGAUAGUUUUUCGGUUGGUUCCCCUAGGUUUUCCAGUUAGACAAUCACCUGCAAAUAAUGAUCAAUUUGUCUUUCUUCUCCCUCCUUAUUCUCCCAAGUGACCCAAGAAAUCGGUUGGUUGUGAUGCUGUUUAGCUUGAGUGGAAGCCCCCAGCCCCUGGGGGAGGCGAGUCCCUUAGGCAGCAGUGUUCCACCCGAUUACACUUUCUUACAGGGUAGUUUCAGGGGAGGUGGUGUCUGAUGCCCACCUCCCAGUGUGGAGCCCGCUUCUCGCAGACAGCAGCCAUGCCUUAAGCAGCAGGGCUACCUUAUGUGCCUGCCCAGGCCAAGCCUGCCUGCAUCUCCAGCCCUGGAUGCUGUCCUGGGGGUAGGCCCUGGAGAGUUUGGAGUGUAGGAUUCCCCCUGUGAAGGAAUCAUCAUGACUGCUCUGAGGGCGAUUUACUGUGAGGGCUGAAGAGCUGGAAUGGCCUCUUUGCUGUUGAGAGAUGUGCUCCUUAUUGUAGGUAGUGUAGCUUCUCCUCCUCCCUUCCCCCACGUGAGGAAAAAGAGAGUCUCCCCCUUAAACUGCUGGUUCCCUCUCACCUAUGACUGAGAGGAUUCAACCGGUCUGUCCAUACCUCACCUUUCCCAUUGGCCGGGUGGUGCCAUCAGUACUCUUCUCCUCAAGGUCUCCCAAAUCCAAAGCUCCAUCUCAGUAUUAUUUGUUGGUCUUCUUUGUGCCUUUCUUGACCUGGAGUUGGGAGGCAGGAGGGCUGCUGUUGGCCUACUUUGUUUCUGGGAAUAUGGAUUCCUGGCAUUGGAAGGGUCAAUGCGUCAUGGACAGAUGGUCAUUUAGCCUCUGGGGGAAAAUACUUGCAAUACCAGGCCACUCCCUGGUCUAGAAAGUUCCAUUUGGUUGUCUUCAGGCAACUUUAACCCUUAGAGUGCUUCCCUUCCGUGAAGCCGAAAUCAGCCCCCAGCCGUAUCCACGCACUGACUCUGCCUCAGCAGGGAAGGUGGGAAGUAAGACAUUACUUUUUAUAUUAAACCAGGAUCAGGAAAUAAAAGUUACCAAAAAAAAAAGAAAGAAUCAGGGUAGAGGGCUACUAUAGUAGACAUAUUUCAUGUAUAUUCUGCUGGGCAGAAUUGUCACUAGAAUGUUUGGUAUUACAUGCACACACACAUUCCAUCAGCACCCCCACUUCCCAAUUACAUGUCAGCAGGUACAGGCGUAGUGUGUAGAAGGAAACAGUGCCUAGGUGUCUCACCUAAGAUGUUUGUGAAACCGCGAAGGAGCUGUGCCAAGGUUUAUUUCUUGAAUGGGUGAAUUUUUCCCUCAAAAUUUCUUCUUGUUGGUAACCAGGUUGUCAGUGAGCUGUAAUAAUUGGCAUUGUCUGUGGGUCAGGGGCAUUUAACUAAAAGGUUAAUGUGGUCCUGGUUCUUACCUUGUGGUUCCUGAUUUGCUAGAGGGCUUUUGAAAUCUGAAUAGAAAGUUCCACCGAAAGCUGCUUACUUCCGAAGUAUGUGCGUUCAUUUGAGAACGACACAAUCUGGUUUUCUGGAUCAGGUGCUGAAAGGUACAUAGGUGAUCUUCCCUGGUUCUCUGUUCAGUUUGUUUUCUGACUUCCUGAGUGACUUUGGGUAGAUCACCUCUCUGGGCCUUGGUUUCCCCACCUGUAGAAUGGGGAUCAUGAGCUCUACCCUCCCCCUCACACAAACACUGUGAGGAUGAAUCAGAACCAAAGUGGUGCUCCCGGUUCCCUGACUUUGGAACUGCAGGUGCAAUGGCUAUAAACAGAAAGCACCAUGUGACUGUACUCUGCCCAGAGAGUGUAAGGUACUAUCGUGACCUAGCGCAGAAAGGAAUGGUCUCGAAAAGCACGUUGCAGGGCCGGCCCCGUGGCUUAGCGGUUAAGUGCACGCGCUCCGCUGCUGGCAGCCCAGGUUCGGAUCCCGGGCACGCACCGCUUCUCCGGCUGUGCUGGGGCCGCGUCCCACAUACAGCAACUGGAAGGAUGUGCAGCUAUGACAUACAACUAUCUACUGGGGCUUUGGGGGGAAAAAAUAAAUAAAAUCUUUAAAAAAAAAAAAAAAGCACGUUGCAGAUCAUAGUGUCACAUGUAAUGCAAAGGUCUAGAUCUGAAUGUCACCAAAUUAGAGGUUUGCACUUAGAGAA
Molecule: messenger RNA, 5162 nt
Organism: Diceros bicornis minor
Lineage: Eukaryota; Metazoa; Chordata; Mammalia; Perissodactyla; Rhinocerotidae
Gene: CCDC177
Product: coiled-coil domain containing 177
Exons: 2
Coding region: 289-2385 (698 amino acids)
Source: RefSeq, a predicted model, not a curated record